This is a messenger RNA of Symbiodinium sp. CCMP2592, 1017 nucleotides long. Lineage: Eukaryota; Dinophyceae; Suessiales; Symbiodiniaceae. The record is from the annotation of a GenBank genome assembly.
AUGCUGGCAGAACGAAGCGACACUGAUUCCUGCACGCCAUACAAGUGUUCGAUCGAGUGCUUCUGUCUGUUUUGGGAGGGAGAGGCAAGAAGGGAGGGAGGCAGUGCGAGGACGGUGGCGGACGUGAAGUGUGAAUUGGCAACGCAGCUGAGGGGAGCACCGCUUGAUGAGCUGCUGAGGAAGUACGGAUACUCGAGGCCGUCCGCGCGUGUCUCGGAGCGUCCGCCCCGUACCGUCGCUCGCUUCGCAGGCGAAGUCUCGCGUGGCCAGCUUCGUCUCUGGGAAAGGCGAGCGGUUGGGCGAAGGCCUUCAGCGUUAUUCCCAGGCCUCGCUGAGGAUGGUGGGGAGCUGAUGCUAUUGGAGGAAUGCUUGGUGCUGCGGCUCCACAGCUCCAAGGGGAACUUCCUCGUCGCAUCGGAACAGACGCCGGGACCGGAUGGCCAGAAGAGCGAAUGGUCCUUGCAAGGUCCGACGAGGAAAGCCAAGGAGGAUGGCUACUUUCCUGAAGUACGCUUGAAGAACGGCGAGGACCCAGUAGUGGCCAUCCGUCGAACAGUCUCGGAGCAUCUUCGGCUGUCACAGGCGAUGCCAAUGUGCAUCCGCUUUGGCGAGAGACUUCUUGAGGAGCAGCGAGACUCCCAAUCUCUUGCAAAGUUGGUUGCGUGUCAGGUGGUUGAUGUACAGCUCGGCUCACCGAACGUUCGCAUGCUGUGUUGUUUGAUGAUGCCUGGCAUGGAGGCAGAAGCCGAGGCCCUCGGCAUUAAGCGUCCGGUGCAUGGGGGUAAGACCGACGUGGAUGAAGAGGACAUCGAAGUCCACGCUCUGAUGCAGGAUCUCGUGGAGGGGGCAGAGCCUCGGGUGGCUUCUGGAGCUCUGCAGCUGGACGGUGAACUCAGUGUUUCUGCGACUGCUGCGCAGCGCGCCGCAGCCGUGGCAGAGAAGGAGCACUUGGGGCUCUGCGACAUUAUGAGCCCAGCGUUUGAGAUCACUGCAGUUGUGUUGAAGCUCUGUUGCUAG